CGAUAACACUUAUCGAUUACCCUUCAGUUGGUAAAUAAAUAAAAUAAAUUUAGCCAAAAUGAGCUCGGGCCCCAUGCGCACGCCCGUCUCGCAGAUCAUCCAGAGCAAGCACGACCAGGAUGCCGAGGAGGAGCCCAAGAAGAAGUCCCGCGAGGACUGGCGCAAGGCCAAGGAGCUGGAGGAGGCGCGAAAAGCGGGAACUGCGCCAGCCGCCGUGGACGAAGAGGGUCGCGACAUAAAUCCCCACAUUCCGCAGUAUAUAUCCAAUGCCCCAUGGUACUACGGAUCGGCGGGGCCCACGCUCAAGCAUCAGCGCCCACAGCACGAGGACGAGCAGGGUCAGCUGGACAAGAGGGCGCCCAAGGGACUGAAUACCACGCGCAUCAUCACCAAGUUCCGCAAGGGCGCCUGCGAAAACUGCGGUGCAGUGACCCACAAACGCAAGGAUUGCCUGGAAAGGCCGCGCAAAGUGCAGGCCAAGUACGCCGAAUCCAUUGUCGUCCACGACGAGCACUUGGUCAACGAGGCGGCGGUGAACUAUGACGAGAAGCGCGACCGCUGGAGCAGCUACGAUCCGGCUAAUCAUAGGGAGAUUAUCGAGGAGUACGAGAAGGUGGAGGAGGCCAAGCGGCAGCUCAAGGCGGAGAAGCUCAAAAAUGAUCCCGAUGCCGAAAUAUCCGAUGAGGAGGGCAACGAGGACAAAUAUGUGGACGAGGUGGACAUGCCGGGCACCAAGGUGGACUCCAAACAGCGCAUCACUGUGCGCAACUUGCGUAUUCGCGAGGACACGGCGAAAUACCUGCGGAACUUGGACCCGAACUCAGCCUACUACGAUCCCAAAACGCGAUCCAUGCGUGACAAUCCCAAUCCUGCCGUUCCAGAGGAAGAAGCUGAGUUUGCCGGCGAAAACUUUGUGCGCUUCUCUGGCGACACCACAGCCCAGGCCACCGCCCAGUUGUUUGCCUGGGAGGCGCAUGGCAAAGGAGUGGAUGUCCAUCUACUGGCUGAACCCACCAAGUUGGAGCUGCUCCAGAAGGAAUACGAGCAGAAGAAGGAACAGUUCAAGUCGAGUACCAAAACGCACAUUGUUGAGAAGUACGGAGGCGAGGAGCACUUGCAAGUGCCACCGAAAUCGCUGCUGCUGGCCCAGACCGAGGAGUACAUCGAGUACUCGCGCAGCGGCAAGGUGAUCAAGGGUGUGGAGAAGCCAAAGGCGCGCAGCAUCUACGAGGAGGAUGUGUACAUCAACAACCACACGACCGUUUGGGGCAGCUUCUGGAACGCCGGUCGCUGGGGCUACAAGUGCUGCAAGUCCUUCAUUAAGAACUCCUAUUGUGUGGGCAUGCAGGAGCCGGAGGGCUACUCGGAACAGCAUCCCACCAGCUCCGCAGCAGAGCCCGCAGCCCAAGUUCAAUUUAAGGUGCCAGAAGUGCCACCCGAAAGGCCCGCCUCCGAAGUAGACUCGGCGCCCAGUUCAGAAUCCUCUUCUUCUUCGGAAGAGGAGGAAGUAAAACCGGAGAAGAAAAGGUCCAAGAAGAAGUCGAAGAAGCGCGAGAAGAAAAAGAAGGCCAAGGAGCAGCGCAAACAGAAGUCCAAGUACAAGGAGGCCAAGGAGGAGGAGGAAAAGUCCAAGAAGAAGGAGAUUCCCGAGGAACUGGACGAUCGCAAGCGGGCCUACAACAGCAUGUACGAUGUGAAGGCGCCCACAGAAGACGAGAUUGAGGAGUGGAAGAAGAAGCGGCCGCGGGCGGAAGAUCCCAUGCUGCAGUUUAUGUAGACAGUACAAUAAAAAACUAAUUAUCUUAAACUAC
Drosophila takahashii is the source of this 1811-nucleotide messenger RNA. RefSeq names its product Pre-mRNA-splicing factor Slu7 (gene Slu7). Gene Ontology annotation, molecular function: pre-mRNA 3'-splice site binding. Gene Ontology annotation, cellular component: spliceosomal complex. Gene Ontology annotation, biological process: mRNA splicing, via spliceosome. Lineage: Eukaryota; Metazoa; Arthropoda; Insecta; Diptera; Drosophilidae. The record is from RefSeq and is a predicted model, not a curated record.